AUGGGUAAUGAGAAAAGAUGGUGUAAAAGAACUCCAUUUUUUGCGGCUAAAUCUUAUGAACAAGCAGCACAAAUGACACAACAAUUACAAGAUUUGCCAACAGCAGCUAAAUAUUACGAUCGAGCAGGACAAUUGUAUGUUGAAGGAGGUUAUCGUGAUUCUGGUGCAAUUCUUUAUGAACGUUGUGCACCACAAUUUCAACAAUUAGAUCGUUCUAUUUCAAUUGAUUUUUAUCUUAAAGCUGCACGUUUAGCUGAACAAGAAGAAAAAUCAUAUCAAACAGCUGAUUUAUAUGAAAAAGCUGCUAUGCAAGCAAUACGUAUGAGUAAUUUUCAACAGACAACUGAAUUACUUGAAACAACAACAAAUAUUCUUACAAAAUUGGAACGAUUUGAUCGAAUUAAUCGUGUUAUACUCUAUAGAAUAUUACUUAAAUUAUUCAAUGAAGAUAGUAUUGCUGGUCGAAAUAUUUUUGAUCACGCUUGUCAAAUUUAUCCAACAUUUGAUCAAUGGGAAGAACGAAAUCAUAUUGAAUUAUUACUUGAUGCAUUUGAUCAAGAUGAUAAAGAUUUAAUUAGUCAACGUUGUCAAAGUCCUUAUUUCAUGGCAAUUGAGCCUGAAUUUGUUCGUUUAAUUAAACGAUGGAUUCGUCCAACAACAAAUAAUGUAAAUCAACAACGAACGGCUAAUUCUACAGCUCCAUCGACUAGUGGAAGUAAACCAAUACAAUUAGAUGAUGACGAAGAUGAUUUACGUUAA
Molecule: messenger RNA, 759 nt
Organism: Rotaria sp. Silwood2
Lineage: Eukaryota; Metazoa; Rotifera; Eurotatoria; Philodinida; Philodinidae
Source: the annotation of a GenBank genome assembly